Messenger RNA from Centrocercus urophasianus (Greater sage-grouse), 2522 nucleotides. It is a transcript of the gene MAFG, whose product is annotated as MAF bZIP transcription factor G. The transcript has 3 exons. The record is from RefSeq and is a predicted model, not a curated record. Gene Ontology annotation, biological process: regulation of epidermal cell differentiation; regulation of transcription by RNA polymerase II. NCBI's taxonomy places the organism in Eukaryota, Metazoa, Chordata, Aves, Galliformes, Phasianidae. Bases 1419 to 1907 code for a protein of 162 amino acids. Gene Ontology annotation, molecular function: RNA polymerase II cis-regulatory region sequence-specific DNA binding; DNA-binding transcription factor activity, RNA polymerase II-specific. Gene Ontology annotation, cellular component: nucleus.
CUUUUGUGUCUGUAUCUGUGGGUUUAUGUAUUUUUCUUAGCAGAAAAGACGGUGUGAGGUACAGAGUGAGCAUGGACUCUGAGGUCAGGGCUGUAUGAGCUCCCUGCCCUGCUCUGCCCCCCGUGCCCAGCCUGAUGCAGUGUUUAUUUCUUUACAUCUGCUGCAAUGAAGGAAGUUGUAGUAUUUCUAGUGGUAGGGAACCAUCUAGCCCUGUGGGGCACAAAUUUCUGCAGCCAUACAGACCCCAGUGUGCAGUCAGAGGAUUCUGCAGGGCCAGUGUUAUGCCUCUCCCCAGUUAUUCUCUUCCUUCUGCCCCUUUUUCCAGCGGCCAUUUUGUUUGAUGGGGUGUGAGGGGGGGGUGCAGGAAACAAGAAAGAAAGAGAAAGAACGGCAUGAGAAAGGGCAGAACUGAUUUUAGGAGGCAGCAGUCUGCGUGUGCUCCCCCCACUGCAGCCACCUCCCUUGGUGGCAAAGUGACCCUUAUGGCGCUGUCAGGUUGUCACGGACAUCGUGCUGCAAGGAACAUUGUCCUCUGGGUAUAAAUAGCCACCUCCUGGCAGGCUCCGGCCUUGGGAACAUCUGAAUUGUGCUCCUCUGCUCCGUGUCCUGCACAGCACUGAUCCUGCUCACCUCUAGCAGUCAGCACCGGGCGCAUUGCAGGAGCCUGAGCUGCAGCUGCUGGAGGAGCAAAAAUCCGUAUUUGCUGACUGUACAGCUGGGUCUUGGCUGCAACUCUGCCUCUUACGUCUAGCAAACAAAAGAGCAGCGAACAGAAUUGCUGUUGGCUGGCACAGAAGGUACAAAGGUGCUUGCAGACUGCACCUGCAUGGAGGCAGUGCCGGGCUGUGUGGGAUGGACGUGGCUGUUGAGGAUUCAGUUUGUUGGGGUGCAGUGACAUUCUGACCUGAGGUGCACAGGGGCAGGAGCCCUGCUUUGCCUCUGUAUGGAGACAGCCCCAGGAGCUGCUGUUAUCAAUCUGGAAUGCUGUCCUCCCUGGCAGUGGAGGAGUCUGCUCCCCUCCAGUUUCAGCCUCCCUUGAUCUUUGUUUUCUUAUCUCUCAGCUUUGAAGAUAAGGAAGGGAGAAGGUGGUGCUGUCCUGGCUUUGCUGGGGCUGAUAGGGACUGCCUCAAUGGGAAAUGUGUAUGGCUGCAGGUCGGCUUUGGGUGACAGGAGCAGGGAGGGCUCUUGAGGUUUUUGUUAGAUCAGUAAUGGGAUUUCUGUGAGCCCCAGCACUGAGCCGUAGGUUUGUGCUGCCCGUCCUCCCCACAGGAAGAGUUGGAUGCAGAACUCAGACUGUAACCCAGCUGUUCCGGCUUUGCUGGGGAGCACCCACAGUUUGGAGAGGAAUGAGCGUGGCAGCUGUGUUCAGCACCUCACAAGUGCCCCGUGCAGAGCCUGACUGACGUGGCUGCCGUGUUAUGACGACCCCCAACAAAGGAAACAAGGCCUUGAAGGUGAAGCGGGAGCCAGGCGAGAAUGGGACCAGCCUGACAGAUGAGGAGCUGGUGACCAUGUCUGUGCGGGAGCUGAACCAGCAUCUGCGGGGCCUGUCCAAGGAGGAGAUCAUCCAGCUGAAGCAGCGCCGGCGCACGCUGAAGAACCGAGGCUACGCGGCCAGCUGCAGGGUCAAGCGCGUUACCCAGAAGGAGGAACUGGAGAAGCAGAAGGCAGAGCUGCAGCAGGAGGUGGAGAAGCUGGCCUCUGAGAAUGCCAGCAUGAAAAUGGAACUCGAUGCUCUCCGCUCCAAAUAUGAGGCACUCCAGAACUUCGCCAGAACCGUGGCCCGGAGCCCUGUCACCCCCGUGCGGGGCCCUCUCACCUCCAGCAUGGGGCCCCUCGUCCCUGGCAAGGUCGCUACCACUAGUGUCAUCACAAUAGUGAAAUCCAAAACGGACGCCCGGUCUUAGUGAAGCGAGUGUUGCCUGAGCUUGUCUGUGCAGGGCAAUUAGGCACAAAACCAGCCUGGAAUCCCCAAAGCACAAACCCUCCCCACACGGGUCAGGGUUCCUUCUACUUGGCCCAGGACUGGCCUGCUGAUCGCUCUGGUUUUGUUUUGUUGUGUUCAGAUUGGUAUGAGCAGUGGUGAUGCAUCCCUUGUCCUGUGCAGACAGCACCUCCCACCCAGCGGUCUGUAGCCCUCAGCUGCCCUUGGGACAGGCUUGUAAGAUCUUGGUGUUCUGGCCAAAGGAAGUCUGCGCUGCGCGGCGAGAGGCCCGGAGGGAGGCUUUCUUCCUGGAACCCCAGUUUUCAGUCACUUCCAAAGGCUUUCUUUCAUUACUCUUCCAGGUGGUGUAUCCAGGUGCCUGACUGCCCGGCACCUGAGCCUGCUGCUUUUGUCUCAUCCGGUACCUGUAGUUGCAGCUGGGGUGUUCUGUGUAAUAGAUGUGGUAUUCAUUUCUAGGUGCGCCUCUGUGCCCAAGCAGUGAGUUUCCUUCAGGCUUCCAUUGCAGUAGAGUGCGGAUAGCGGCGGUGGAUGGGAAGAUGCUGGUGUGCCCCACUGCCUCUGCCCCAGCUGAGGGGAG